Messenger RNA from Solanum dulcamara, 348 nucleotides. RefSeq lists its product as uncharacterized. The coding region runs from base 1 to 348 and encodes 115 amino acids. The record is from RefSeq and is a predicted model, not a curated record. NCBI's taxonomy places the organism in Eukaryota, Viridiplantae, Streptophyta, Magnoliopsida, Solanales, Solanaceae. The transcript is spliced from 2 exons.
AUGGCUUCAUUUGAGGCCCUUUAUGGUAGGAUGUGUAGAUAUCCUAUUGGGUGGGUUGGUGAGGUAUCUUUUAUAGGGCUCAAGUAUGUUCAUGAAGCUAUAGAUAAAGUUAGACUCAUUAGAGAGAGAUUGAGGACUACCCAAAGCCGACAAAAAUCCUAUGCAGUUGUGAGAAGAAGAGAGCCUGAGAUUGAGAAGAAGUAUAUUGGUGAUCCUACUUCAAUUGUGCCAUUGGAGGGAGUUGGUGUGAAAGAAAUUCUAUCGUAUGAAGAAGUUCUAGUUGAGAAUCUUGAUCGUCAAGUCCAGAAGUUGAGGAAUAAAGAAGUUGCAUGCAUUCAAGUCCUUUAG